GGGGCGCUGGAAUGAUUACCCGCUGAGCAUCAGCAGAGAAGAGCGAGUGGAUCGGAGCGAAAGAGAAGAGGAGAGGAGAGACGAGGCACAAGAGGACAGUAACACGGGGAAGAAUUAUGAGGCAAGAGGUAGGAGAAGUUGAUUAUGAGUGCAAGUGAGGAAGAGAGGGCGCACAAGAAAUUUGCAAAAAAGGAGAGAGGGAUGGAGGAGAGAGUGUGAAAGACGGGAAAAGAGAAGCGGAGAGGGGAUUAAAAAACUGGAAUGCGCUGACACUGGAGACAUGAGUUUCUGUUUGCAUUUGGCACAGCCUGUCACUCCACAGGUUUAUCCACACAUACACCAAUUUACCAGCACACACACACACACACACACUCACACUAUUUGCUUUGGAGGAUGAUCCCAGGAGGCCCUGCUAGAAGAGAACACCUUCCAAGGAGCUAUUAACCCCCCACCCCUCACCCUCAGCUCGCCUCCCACCUAACUUCCCAAAAGUGCCCUCCCUCCCUCUGGCCCCCUCAGCCUACCUGCACCAGUCACAACACGCUGGAGCUGGAGAGUCACAGUCACACUCACUGAGAGUUGAGAAAUCCUGGAUUGCCCACGGGACACAGCUGCAGUCAUACUGGCUGAGAAAGACUGAGGAGCUGUACUGAUCCACUGACCUGCGGGAUGUCUAAAGCCUCCAGGCUGGCCCGCCCCCCCUCAGUAGGGGCCGGAUCCAAGAUGCCCUCCCCCAGGAAGGAAUGCCCUGGCACGGCUGGUCGAGCCCGGGUGCUGAGUGUGGGGGAAAAGCUGAUGAGGGCAGGUAGUGAUGGUAUCCUGAGCAGACAGAAGUCUUUAACAGCCGCUGUGCCCCAGGACAAAGCACAGAGGGAGACCCAGAUUGAGACUCAGGCUCCCAGCCAGAGUCCAGGUGAGAAGGGCCAAAAUAUGGAGAUGGUCCCUCCCAAGAGCAGGAUCAGCCCACCAAAAGCCUCAAGUCAAGGCUCUGUGCAGAAACAAACCAAAAGCAACCUGAAGGUAACCUCCCCAGAGGACGCCGAGCACGUAACGCGCAGGCAGGCCUCCCCAAAUGGGACUGCCCAUUCAAGAGGGGACGCCAAAGGCAGCCGCACUGUCCCUCGAAGGCACACUUUAGGGGGAGCCCGCGGCUCCCGAGAGAUCCUGGCUAUGCAGCCGUCAGACAUGGAUAAGAAGAGGGAGGCCUUCCUGGAGCAUUUGAAGCAGAAAUACCCCCAUCAUGCCUCAGCGAUCAUGGGCCACCAGGAGAGGCUGCGAGAGCAGUCUUUACAGGUCAUGCUCUCCUCCCUUCACUCUGAACUUGACAUUCAAGGGUAUUUGAUGAAAAUCCAAUUGCCCCACAGAAGCAGAAGCCCAAAGCACGGCCCCAGUCCGCAGCCCGGCGUCGGCGACCAAGUUGACCACCUCUCUCUGGCCUCGUUGGAGUCAUUGGACACCAUGUCUGAGACUGAUGCGCCCACAGGAUUCACCCGCGGCAGCCGGGUUCGUGCUAGCCUGCCCGUGGUGCGAUCGACCAACCAGACAAAGGACCGCUCCUUAGGUGUGCUGUACCUGCAGUACGGGGACGAGACCAAACAGAUCCGCAUGCCUAAUGAGAUCACCAGCAUUGACACUAUCAGAGCUCUGUUUGUUAGUGCCUUCCCGCAGCAGCUCACCAUGAAGAUGUUGGAGUCGCCCAGCGUCGCCGUCUACGUCAAAGAUGACAUGAGGAAUAUGUACUACGAGCUCACCGAUGUCAGGAACAUCACAGAUCACUCCUGCCUGAAGGUCUACCACAAAGACCCAGCACAGGCAUUCAGCCAUGGGCCAAGACCUACAAAUGGUGAUGCCAGGAUGCACAGCGAGAUGCAUGCCGGUCGUGAUGGCCCUCACCCUCUGAGACAACCCCCCAUGGGUCCUCCACUACACCACCCCAUGCAGGGAGCACUACCACCAACUCCCCACUCCAUGCCCCCUUCCCCCUCCAGAAUCCCAUUUGGCCCACGACAGGGCUCUGUACCUGGCAAUGCUACCAUCCCAAGGGACAGAGUGUCUAACGCCAACCCUACGACCCGCUCCAUUUCACCCUGUCCCAGCGCCAUCCUGGAGAGACGGGAUGUCAAACCUGAUGAGGACAUGGGUGGUAAAAGUCACAGUCUAGCCAGGGGAAAUGAGGGGUUGUAUGCAGACCCGUACUUGCUUCAAGAAGGAAGAAUGGGCAUGGCUACUGCCCAUGGACCACACCCCAACCCUGGGCUUGAUGGUCCAGAACAUGGCAUGGGAGGAUUUCACCGCGCCUCCAUCCGCUCCACAAGCUCUUAUGGCGGGCCCAGCCCCACAGACACUAUGGAUCACCCCUCUCUGUACAGGCAGAAGUCCAGAAACAGCCAGCUUCCUACUCUGGGCUCCAAGACUCCUCCUCCAUCCCCUCACAGGAUGGCCGAGGUACGGAUGAUUGACAUCCACAGUGGGCCUCCUCAUGGUGGGCCUCCUCAUGGUGGGCCUCCUCAUGGUGUGCCACCUCAUGGUGUGCCUCCUCAUGGUGUGCCACCUCAUGGUGUUCCCAUGGAGAGAAGCUCACCUGUGCGCCAGUCUUUCAGGAAGGAGGAAGUGACAGGAACCAAGCCCCGGGGUUCACCUGUAGUUGCAGACCUCCAGGGUCACCUCCAGGGACCGAUCCCACCUGCCGCUGACCAUCAGACACGAGAGCGAAUGAAGGCAAUGGAGCACCAGAUUGCCAGCUUGACUGGUCUUGUUCAGCAUGCACUUUUAAAGGGGCCAAACACUAGUGGCACCAAGGAGCCUCUAAGCGAGAGACCACCGAAGACAUCGUCUCCAGCUCACAGCGCACACAGCUCAGGUGGUUCCCCAGUCUUAGCUCCCAAGAGCAAUGCAGCCCCAUCGGACAAAGGCUCAGCUCCUUUCAAAGUUAACCUCCUGCAGUUCAGGAAGAAUGUUUCUGACCUCAGGAUGCAACUCCAUCAGAUGAGACAGCUGCAGCUCCAGAACCAGGAGGCACUACGAGUCCAGCUGAAGCGGGCAGAGCAGGAAAUCAGUGUUAAACUUGUAGAGGCCAUGCGGAGUCUGGAGGAUCCUGUCCAGAGGCAGAGGGCUUUGGUAGAAGAGGACAGGCACAAGUACUUGGGUCUGGAGGAACGUGUCCUCACACAACUCGGUGAGCUGGAGCAGUAUGUAGUCUCUUUGCAGAAAGGCUCAGCAGCAACACACAGAGUUGUGACCCUGAAGGACGUGGAGGAAGGAGCGGUGACUCUGAGGAAGGUGGGAGAAUCUCUGGCAGGGCUCAAAGGAGAGUUCCCAGCCCUACAAACCAGAAUGCGGGCUGUGCUCAGGGUGGAGGUGGAAGCUGUCAAGUUUUUGAAGGAAGAGCCUCAUAAACUGGACAGCAUGCUGAAAAGGGUCAAGAGUCUGACUGACACACUCAGCAGUCUGAGAAGAUGUGCUACUGAGGGCCUCCAGAAAGGACCCGAUCCUUCUGCUAAUGUUCCGGUGUGUAAUAGCCCAGCAGCAGCAGCAGCAGAAGCUCCUCCAGAAGCUCCUCCAGCAUCAGUCCAGCCUGGCUCCACAUCAGCCCCGCUGGAACCCCAGAGCUCCACCAUCAGAUCAGAGGUGAUGCCUUCCUCUCCGGUGGUCAUCCAUCAUGUCCAGAGCUCCCCAGUCCACAUGCAGCAGUCCCAGCAGUCCGCUGCCUUGACAGCUCAGCCCAGUCCACCGCUUACCCCCAGCCCCUCUCAUGUCCCCAGUCCCAACCUGAGCAAGACUCAAGGCCGGGAAUCUCCCAAGGGGACAGCCGUGGAUCCACCGAGUCCCCCCCGUCAUAAGAAGACACAAGGGAACCCAGUGAAUAACGGCAACGGCACUGCCAAUCAGGUUCUUGUCAUAGAGGAGCUUCAGAGCAGCCAGGACAAGAGCAAAAACAGAGCUAUGUCUAUAGAGGCAGCAGAGAAAGAGUGGGAAGAGAGGAGGCAGAAUAUGGGUCAUUAUGAUGGGAAAGAGUUUGAGAAAAUCCUCCAGGAGGCCCAGGCCAACAUGAUGAAGGGCAUUCCCAGUCUAGAUGUUGAAGAGAACCCAGGUCUGCCUCCUGCUGCCACUGGAGAACAAGAAGAUAUCCACAACCCUGUGGAGUCACCAUCAGAAGAGCCCCAGUCUGAGCUUCACUCUGACAAAUCAGCCAAGAAGGGGCCUGAGAAACUCCCAAAGCCUGUGCUGGAGAAACCUGCCAAACCUACAUUGGAGAGACCCUCCAAGACUGCCACCAAGACAGCACACACUGACAGUUUCACCAAGCAGGGAUCUGAAAAAUCGAGGAAGUCCCCGCCACCACCACCUCCUCCAAGGAAGACCUUUGCCAGCUCGAGCUCAGGCAUGACCACCACACGCUCUGGCGAGGUGGUCUUCACCAGCAGGAAGGAUUCUGUCUCAGCUCAGGAGAGUGAAGAGGACACUCCACCUUCCCCUCCCCAAACCAAGACCACCAAGGUUCCACCAGAGACCAAGCCGAAGCCAGCCACGCCUCCACCCGUCACUGCUUCUGUCACUGGAGAAGAGGAGGAUGAAGGGGACAAGAUUAUGGCAGAGCUCCAGGUUUUCCAGAAGUGCACAGUUAAGGAUGUGGGGGUGAAAAAUUUGGUAGAACCCACCACUCGAAUUGAACCACAAAUCAGAGAACUAAGAUCGGGGGCCUUAUUGCCCCUCAAAGAGAAAAAGCAGAGCUCAGAGCCCAGUCGAGAGGAUAAAGAUCCAGACACAGAUGAAAAUGGCAAUACUACUGUCCGACAAAGCCAAGGGGUCAUAUACUAUGUAACUGGUCAGAUUCCCAAAGAGCAACCACCACCACCAGGAAUGGAGGAAACCCGCGAACACAGAGAACCUACACAACCUUCAUCACAGGUGUCAAAUGUCAAUGUUAAUGACAAUUCUCCAAGCCAGCAGCAGCAGGAGCAGCAGCCACCACUGUCUCCGACACCAAAAUCACCUCCACCUAUAUCACCUAAGCCUGUGGGACUGAAAGGAUUCAAACUCCCAAGGAAGCAAGUUAAACGCGCCGAAUCCUUGAAGACCAGUACAGAAAUGGAGAACGGAAAAAUCCUCAACAAAAUAAACACUGAAAAGAAAAGCAAAGUCAUUCCACAACGUGUUUCUAAUAAUAAAAACAUAAUACCUGAGCCUGUGGCAACUACAACAAGCAGUACUGUAAGAGAGGCACCUAAAACUUCUGUUGCUCCACCAAAAAAGGCUCCUAGUGAGGACAGCGAUCCUCCUAAAGCUAACUGUGACAAGGGUGACGAGGAGGCUAGUCUUAGUCCUGAUUUACCUGGAGAAGAGGCACCUCCACCCCCUGACAACAUAGCAUUUAUGAUCACUAACACCAAAGUUCAGGCCCUGUCCUGUGGUGAGUACCAGGAACUGGUCAAUGCCAAGAAAGGAAGUGUCCAGACUGUUACUGUAGGUAACGCGGCUAAUAGAGGGAACACGACAGCGGAUUCCACUGUGCCACAGGAUAAUGGCUUUAACAAGAAGCCUGUCAUCAUUAUUUUUGAUGAGCCCAUGGAUAUCCGUUCAGCUUACAAGCGCCUGUCCACCAUCUUUGAAUGUGAAGAGGAAUUGGACAGAAUGCUAGCGAAUGAGCGCAUUGACGAGGAGAGUGAGGAAUCUGACUCAGAGAGGAGUAGUGGGCAGGUAAAAGCUGGAGGGACUGAGGUGGUUGAUGGCAAAAAGGUCAGCUCCCCACAAGUCACUGCAGACCAGACUAGCUUAUCUUCCUCAUCUUCAUCCUCGACCUCUGAGCUGACGGACAGUGGAGUGAACUUAGAUUCAAAUGGUGACCCCAAGCAGGAUGGUAAGAAGAAGUUCAAGUUUAAGUUCCCUAAAAAACAGCUGGCAGCACUGACCCAGGCAAUUCGCACUGGCAACAAGUCAGGCAAGAAGACUUUACAGGUGGUGGUGUAUGAAGAUGAAGAGGAAUGUGACGGUACUAUCAGACAGCACAAAGAAGCAAGGAGAUUUGAGAUUGCACGCUCAAAAUCUUUAGCAGAGUCUUCCAAGGUAACAGGCUCAACUGUACUGAAGAGACAGAACUCUGACUCCAUUGGCAGGACGAGUGAGAUUCGGAAGAACACCUACAAGACACUGGACAGCCUGGAGCAGACCAUCAAGCAAUUGGAGACCACUAUCAGUGAGAUGGGACCACAGUCCCCUGUGGAGCCAGUCUACGCAGAGGAAUCUAAUGCAGGGAAUGGGAAAAGCUCAGAAGGGGUGGGACUGAAGAGGUCUUCCUCUCUCCCUACCUCCAGAGGGUCAGGCCCUAAGGUACUCGGCAAAAAUUCAUUGCAGAAGAAGACUAAACCUCAGCUCCUUCCUCGCCCUAUAGUCAUCCCUACUACCACCACCACCACUACUGUCCCCAGUGCCCCCAGCACCCUACAACAGAUCCCCUUGCAGAACACCAGUGUCGCUUCCCCUACUAGUCGGAUGCCCGUCCCUUUGUCUGCGAAGUCCAGGCAGUCGCCGGGUACUACUGACAAAGCAGGAAAACAGCAAAAACUGCAGGACGCUCAGAGGCAGUUCCGACAGGCUAACGGAAGUGCUAAAAGAGUGGGAGGGGAUCAUAAAACUACUUCCCCUACUAUACCCAUCUCUAAAAUCCCUGCUUUUUAUCCUAGCUCUACUAAAGGCAGCUCCCAGUCUGCACAAAACUCAGAUGCUACUAAUCCCAUUAACCCUUCCUCCUCCUCUUCCUCCUCCUCUGUGACAAAGUCCUCCAUCCUGUCCUCUCACACUCCUCGUUCCGGUUCCCUACCCUCCUCCCACAUCCCCUCUCUGUCUAACGGAUCACUCAAACUCCCCACUCCCUCACAGCACACCGGUAAAGCUCUCUCGUUUCCCUCGCAGACUCAGAAUGGUCGAGUGCACUCCUCCUCCUCCUCCUCUUCAUUCUCCUCCUCCUCCUCAUCCUCCUCCUCCUCCCCCUCCCCUCUGUCGCCCACACCUUUGGGCCCAGGUGGAAAGAGCAUCCGCACCAUACACACCCCCAGCUUCACCAGCUACAGGUCCCACAACGGCAGCAGCGGCAAAUCCUGCAUCCCAACAGCCACAGCAGCUAAGGACACUACCUAGCUCAAUUAUCGCCGCUCUGGCUUUACCGCAUAGCAGGUAGACCCGGUCAUUUGUCAUUUUAUAUACUUUUGGUUUGUUGUUUUUUGUUCUGUUUACUUAAAAGUAUUAAGUAUGCACUCCCCAUUUCAUGUUUUAUUUGACACUGGCAUUCUCACACCAAUGCUUUCACCUCCUUUAAAUUGCAUUUUCCAAUUCAGAAAAAACAAAAACAACAAAAAAAAACUUGGAUUCUGAUUCUUUCUUGAAGGUGUACCAGAUGUUCUGACAAAAUAUUUUAUAAUGGAACUAAAACUUACUUCGUUUUACCACUUUGUAGUUUAAGUGGAAGGCUCUAAUGGUGUUGAAAAUCUAUUUUUCUUGCUGUAGCUAUGAAUAGGGAAUAUAGAGUUGAUGUACAAUCACAAAGUACCAUGUAAAAAUGUUGUUUUAUUUUUCAAACCAGAGAUUGAAUAACCAUAGUAUAAUUAAUCUUCUAUAUUUCUUAUGUUGCCAGACAUUCAACACAGCCCUUGUAAAUGCCUUUUAUGAAUGUAUACAUAAUGUAUACAGAUAUUCUAAAGUUUAAUUCAUUGUUAACUUCUGUUUUCUAAGAGUGUUUUUCUCAUUUUUCACCCAUAAUGAACUGCCAAUUUAUUUUACAGAUAUGUGAAACUGGUAUCAUGUGCACAAGUUUUGAUUUUAGUGUGCCUAUUUGCCAAAGUUGUUGUACAAUGACUCACUUCAGGCCUAACCCAGUCACAGGAUUUAGGGGAAUUCAAAUGUGUAAUGGCUGAAGUGUUGACCUCAGUAUUUGUACUGCUGGUCUCAGUUUGUUAAGUUAACAUGUGUUGUUGUCUAAAUGUAAACUGUACUAAAAACAAAAGUGAUGAAUCGGUUCUACCACAUGUACAUAGAUGCUUCUACUAAGAAAAUAAGUAGUUUUUUUAACAUACCAAAGUUUAUUUGUAUGCAUGCCUUUCAAAUACUUUAGGAGAGUGAUGUAAAAGAAGAAUUAUGUUUGCACAGAUAGAUUUUGUAAAUAUCUGGUUUUCUCUCAUUUUUGUAAAGCUUUAAAUCAUACUAUAAAUGAGCAAUGUGGUAAAGACAAAACUGUGUUGGAGUAGCAAAAAUAAAGACGUGCAUGCUUGUAAUGCA
This is a messenger RNA of Larimichthys crocea (large yellow croaker), 8268 nucleotides long. RefSeq names its product KIAA1217 ortholog. The record is from RefSeq and is a predicted model, not a curated record. The coding region runs from base 670 to 7134 and encodes 2154 amino acids. Lineage: Eukaryota; Metazoa; Chordata; Actinopteri; Sciaenidae. Gene Ontology annotation, cellular component: cytoplasm. The transcript has 22 exons.